UUUUUUUUUGUCUGUUUGUCCUUGACUUUAUUGCCCUCAGGGGCAGGAGUUUGAAGAGGUGGUGGCCGGGGUGUGAGGUGUCCUUGAUGAUACUGUGGGCUCUCCGGAGGCAGUGGGUCUUGUAGAUCUCCUCCAGAGAUGAAGAAGGCAGCUAUUUAACCUCCGGGUGGUGUUUGUAACUCUUUGGAGUUGCUUUCUCUCUGCCGCAAUGGAGCUGGAGAACCACAGCGGGAUGUUGUUCUCAUCCCACUGUGGUUCUCCACAGACCAGUGAUAGAAGGACACCAAGAACUCAGUUCUCAGCUUGUUCUUCCUGUGAGUCCUCAGGAAGUACAGUCUCUGUUGUCCCUUCUUCAGGACUGAAGUGGAGUUAGAAUUCCAGGUCAGGUCUUCACUGAUGUUGGUGCCCAGGAACUUGAAAUUUGACACCCUAUCCCCACUGUCCCCAUGUAUGAUGAUGGGUUGAAUGUCUGGUUUACACCUCCUGGCGUUGACAAUCAGUUUGUGGAGGUGGAGGUGUUCAGACGGAGGUUGUUGGUGGUGAACCAGACAGUCAUUCCACCUCCAUUCCACCGUGGCAUCAUCAGCAAACUUUAUAAUUUUGUUUGGGUGGGUGAGGCUAAAGUCAUGGGUGUAGAGUACGGGGCUUCACACACAGCCUUGUGGAAAGCCAGAGCUGGUGCUCACUGCUGAGGACAGGUGGGAUCCUACUCAUCCUCUGGGAGUGGAUCCAUAAUCCAGAAGCACAUGUUGCGGGGGAGACCCAGGUCCCCCAGUUUCCUCACCAGUCUGCUUGGAAUGAUGGUGUUAAAAGCUGAGCUGAAGUCCAGGUAGAGCAGCCUCGCGUAACUCAUAUGAUGUUACAUGUGUGCCAAUGUGGUGCGCAUAGUGGCAGCGAUAGCAUCCUCUGUAGACCAGUUGGCUCUGUAUGCAAACUGGUGAGGGUACAAUUUAGGUGGCAGAUGAGAAGUAGUGUGACUGAACCAGUUUUUCAAAGCACUUCAUGUUGAUAGUGCCACUGGCUGGUAGUCAUUGAGACUGCAAAUGUUCUUUUUUGGCAGAGGGCUGAUGGUGGAGGACUUUAAGCAUGGUGGGACGGAGCACCGGAUGAGGGACUGAUUGAAGAUGCUGGUAAAACCCCAACUUGCUGGUCUGCACAGUCUCUUACACCAUCAGAUCUAGCAGCUUUCCGGGAGUUCACUGCCCUCAAGAGUGGAAUGAAGACACUCCUGCUAAACGAAGGCCGAGCUUCCAGAAACCGUUGCCUCAUGAAGCGCAGCUUCAUCCUCCUCUUCGUGGUUUCAUCUGGGGUGUUGUUCGUGCUGUACUACAUGGACUUCAGCGAUCAGAGCCGCUGUAGAUCCGGUGGGAAACUCUGCAUUUUCAGAAAGAUAACUUACGUAACACCUACCAAACUGGCGCCGGAACCCAACACCAUCAGUCCGUUGCGUCCCACUGAGCCAGCCAGCACCUGCUCCUUCCACUCUGCGUCUCCUGAAAACGCUGCAGAGGUCAACUUGUUGAAGGAGUCCAUCGCCUGGCCUGAAACGCCGUCUGUACCACCUGACUUUUCCCUGAAUGACACCAGUGAUCCGGCUCACAGCACCUUCACCAUUCUCCCACGGAGAGGAGGGGGAAGUUGGCACGUCGGGGAUCAGCUGGAGGUUCUGAUCAAAAUCUCUGACUUCCACGGUCGCCCCAGGAAGACUGGGGGAGACUUGUUUUACGCUCGGCUGCAGAACCGUGCCGUCUUUGCAGGCGCGGCGGGGAAAGUGUUGGAUCACCGCAACGGCUCCUACACCGCUGUGUUCUCUUUGCUCUGGGAUGGAAACGCAGAAGUUGAGGUGUCCUUGGUUCACCCCAGUGAGGCAAUCACAGUCUUGGCAAAAGUGACCCAAGAGUAUCCAGACAGAGCAUAUUUUCUUAGCGUCUUUCGCUCAGGCUCCAUCACAGAGACGGUUAGAUGCAAUGUAUGCCUCAAGGGUCCCAAAGAGAAGCUAUGCAACUACACUGACCUCCACACGGGUGAGCCCUGGUUCUGCUACAAGCCAAAGAAACUGACCUGCGACAACAGGAUCACCCACUCCAAAGGAGGAUUCAGUUUCAAACCAGAAUCCAAGGAGAAUCAGCUCUUUCAGCGUGGUGUCAACAUGAAAGUCUCCAUUCCGUCAUUUGGACCUUCCAGCAUCAAGAUUUUACCCAAACUUAAAGAUGGGACCAAUGAAAUUGUGAAGACUAAUCCUGCUGGUUAUUACUACCAGGGAGCGUGGCAAGCGCUAGACGGCACCACAGUCCGUCAGUUUAACAACGCCUCGGCGAGAACCCAGUGUCUGAAAGGGAAAGUGGUCCACCUCUAUGGAGACUCCACUGUCAGACAAUUUUUUGAAUUUUUAAUUGAAAACACCCCAGAUCUCAAGAUAUUUGACCUGAAAAGUCCUGGGAAGGCAGGACCUUACAUGGCCUUGGAUCACAAGAACAACAUCUUACUGACGUACCGAUGCCAUGGCACCCCCAUCCUUUACACUCCCAUGCUGGCCAUUGAGACACGUCACAUUGCCACCGAGUUGAGAACCGUGGCCGGAGGCCCGGACACCGUCAUAGUGAUUAGCGUCUGGGCACACUUCACCUCUUUCCCUAUUGAGGUCUACAUCCGACGUCUGCUAAACAUAAAGAGGGCGGUGGUGGAGCUGCUGACCAGAGCUCCAGGCACACUGGUCAUCAUCAGGACUUCUAAUCCCAAAGAGUCCGUUCUCAGGGAGAUAUGGACUAGCAGUGACUGGUAUGCCCUGCAGUGUUAUAAGGUCCUAAGGGAAAUAUUCAAAGGGGUGAACGUCCAGCUGCUGGACGCCUGGGAGAUGUGCUUGGCCCACCAGCUGCCCCACAGCCUCCACCCACAGACUCCCAUAGUAAAGAAUAUGAUCGAUGUUGUUUUGUCCCACACCUGUCCCCUUGGUGGAAAGUCUAAAGGUGCAACAAAGCAGUAAGAAAAACAACGAAGUGACAAAUGGGACUGAAAUAAAAAGGAGGCUACUCUACUCACACCUUGAGGUCUCGUACAAAAGACGUGAACAUUUCUGUACUUGCUUACAUUUCUAAGGAUAAAUAUUAAUUUGCACUUAUCAUUUGUUGGCUUACACUGGUGACGUUUGCUGUUGCUUGCGUAUGUACGCCCCCUCCAUGUCAGCUAUAUGCUACGGGGUAGCCGUUGUCUACACGUCCCUGUUCUCGUUUAGAACAGAACACUUAGUCGCUGUUAACCACAGCUGUGUUUGCUUGGGUGUUUUGACCGCACUUGCUUUCGGCCUCCUUUUGUAGAAAUUUCAGAUCCGUUUCGCUUAAAUGGAUCCUGAGCUCACGACGUAGCAGAAAGAAGUGCAUGUUGUACGCUCCUAAACAUCAGAGGAAAUAAAUCUGAAAAGUCCUGUGGGAAAUCUUCCACCUGCAACCUCAGCGUAGGAGUGUUGCGAGAUGUUUUGCCUACCUGGUUUGGACGCACACACACUAGUUUAGCAUUUGACGACAAGUGGUCAGUGGAGCGUAACAAAACAAAGACCAUCCAGGCGAUUGCAAUCAGGUAUGAGGUCGGACCUGUGUUUAUGUAAAUCACAAGGAUGACCUUAUCUUUAAACAUGCAGUUGCCAUCGAUGAUCUUUUAGCAUUUUUUUUUUUUUCUUGUUCGAAGCUACUUCAGUAAGAUCAGUUCUUAAGUGUUCAUCGGCGCCACUGAUUUUCUCUUCUUGGGAGAAAAGGUUUUGAACCCACAGCAUCUGAUUGGAGACAGCUGAAGACAGAAAAUGUUUCCUUAAAUGCUCAGAUAAUGGUACUGAUGGAAAACAGGAAGAGAGAUCAAGAUCACAUUAACGAACUCACUGAGCAAUUGUCUAAGGCCAGAAGAGAGGCCAUCAUUGAGAGGUUAGAACAAGAGGAUUUGAAGGAAUCCCAAAAUAACAAACAGGCAAAGGUAAAAGAUAACAUUGCUGUAGUGAGACCUAAUGUCGAAGCCAACACAAAUGCACUAACUAAAAAUAGAAAAAUAACUUAUCUACCAUCCCUUGAAUCAACCCUCCAGCCAGUCAAAUCGAAGGUAGAUUCUAAUCAAAGAACUUUGACUCAAAUUAGACAAAUGAGUAGAGAGGAGAGAGUCAAGUCAGCACCAGAUUUAAAAAACAACCAAACUACACAACUGAAGCCAAAACCCCCAAGCCAAAGGAACCCUGAAAGGUCUUCAUUUACACUGGAGAAUCUGAGGGGAGAAAAAAUAUAGCAGUCAACCCGGAGGGACAUGAGAACACUCAAGUUCCCUCAUUAGAGGUGAAAGGAAACAAUAUAUCAUGAGGUGAGUUUGUGAGCAUCACAUACAAGAGGCAUGUACACCUUGGGGCUUGGCUUUAACCCAUAAUUUAAUUAUGUUAAUUCAAAGACAUUUUUUUAAAGUUACAUUACAUUAAGUAUUUUAAGACAUGACUGGGUGAAAGGGUAAAAAGAAACCUCAACAAUUAGAAAAGGUACAACAGAACUGUAUUUUCAAAACCCAGCCACCUCACUAUAUUUUCAUGCUGUAGUUUUUACAGCCAUUUGUUACAGUGCAAUUCUUAAAUGCCAAUAGUGCCGACAGAUAUAUAACAGAUAUCUGUAGUUUAAUGUGUAACUAAAACUGCUUUGAAGUUUUCCCAGGCGCAAAACAGUGAUGUCACGUGAUCUUCCAAAAUCUCGCGUGAUCUCCUGAUCUCGCUAGACCCUCUUCAGACUGAGAUGAAUCUGACUAAAUUGAAUCACCUUGUCUCAACUUGAAUAACAUAUAUUCAAAAAAACGAUUGUCUCGCAUGAACUCGCGUGAUAUCCCGUGAUCUCACUGGUCGUCUUCAGUCUGACUAGAAUGAAUCAUGUUAUCUCAACAUGAUUAAAUUUCAUAAACGUGAAGUUGUUGAAUUUCUUGUUUAUCCAACAUGAUUGUAUCACGUUUUUGUUUGAAACACGAAAUUGUUUAGUUAAAAGUACAUGAUAUUCUUUUGAUAAUGUGAUAAACCCCUGAGUUCAUUUUCUUCAAUGUGGUUCAUUUUCAAGCAUUUCUUCCUUGUACAAAUUAAAAUCAAAAUGAAUUAAAAGCAUUAUUUUCUUGAG
Molecule: messenger RNA, 5120 nt
Organism: Gambusia affinis (western mosquitofish)
Lineage: Eukaryota; Metazoa; Chordata; Actinopteri; Cyprinodontiformes; Poeciliidae
Product: NXPE family member 3-like
Exons: 8
Coding region: 1217-2983 (588 amino acids)
Source: RefSeq, a predicted model, not a curated record